Calypte anna (Anna's hummingbird) is the source of this 1914-nucleotide messenger RNA. Its product is annotated as BTB/POZ domain-containing protein KCTD12. Lineage: Eukaryota; Metazoa; Chordata; Aves; Apodiformes; Trochilidae. Gene Ontology annotation, biological process: regulation of G protein-coupled receptor signaling pathway; protein homooligomerization. The record is from RefSeq and is a predicted model, not a curated record. Bases 52 to 933 code for a protein of 293 amino acids. The transcript is spliced from 2 exons. Gene Ontology annotation, molecular function: protein binding.
AGAGGAGCAGAAGGGAGCCGGGACGAAGGUGGGUGGCAGCAGGAGGUCAGGAUGGCCCUGGCAGACCCCGCGGGCUGUGCCAAACCCAGCGAGGACUUCUCCUUCCCGGAGAUCAUCGAGCUCAACGUGGGCGGGCAAGUCUACAUCACCCGUCACCCCACCCUGGUCAGCGUGCCUGGAUCCCUCCUCUGGGAGAUGUUCACCCAGAAGAACGCCCGUACCCUGGCCCGGGACAGCAAGGGCCGUUUCUUUGUGGACCGGGACGGGUUCCUCUUCCGUUACAUCCUGGAUUACAUGAGGGACCAGCAGCUGGUGCUGCCCGAACACUUCCCGGAGCGGAGCCGCCUGCAGCGAGAGGCCGAGUACUUCAUGCUGCCCGAGCUGGUGAAGCUGCUGAGCCCCAAGCUCAGCAAACAGAACUCCCUGGGGGACGAUCCCUGCCAAAGCGACCCCGAGGAGCUCUCGCCCAGCGCCGAGCCCGCCCGCAACCUCGCCUCUGCCUCCCUCCCUGCCGCCGGCCCUGGAGGUGCCACCGCCACGGCCACCACCGGCGGGGCCACCGGCGGGGAUGCCCGCAGGGCGGGGUUCAUCACCAUCGGCUACCGGGGCUCCUACACCCUGGGCAGGGACAGCCAGACGGACGCCAAGUUCCGGCGGGUGGCACGGAUCAUGGUCUGCGGGAAGACCUCGCUGGCCAAGGAGGUCUUUGGGGACACCUUGAACGAGAGCAGGGACCCAGACAGGCCCCCGGAGAGGUACACCUCCAGGUACUACCUCAAAUUCACCUUCCUGGAGCAAGCCUUUGACAAACUGGCCGAUGCUGGCUUCCACAUGGUGGCUUGCAACUCCACGGGCACCUGUGCCUUCGCCCACGAGCAGACAGAUGACAGGAUCUGGACCUCUUACACCGAAUAUGUUUUCUAUCGUGAGUGACACCAAAAAAAAAAAAAACAAAAAAAACCCAAACCAAACCACCCCCAACAAACUGAACACCACUUCUCCCUUCCCUCUCCUGUGCUGGCUGUUGCCUAGAAGGUAGAGAUCCACCCCCAAGUCCCAGCGUCCCCUCUCUGACCUCCUUUUGAGUUUGUUCUUGGGUUUUUUCUCCCUCUCCUUCCUCCACGUUGAACCCCUUCGGCUCGUCCUUGUAGCAGCUGCUGACCACCAACCUUCUUCCCAACUCCUGCUGUAGCCACCCGUAGCUCCCAGCCCUCCCUGGAUGUGUGGACUUGGACACUGUUGGUUUGGGUGGGAGGGUGGGAUGGAUGCAUGCAGCAGACUGAGCUCCGGGCUGGAACCCCUGCACUUGGACAACCUUGUCCUUCUUGGACGUUGAACUUGACUCUGGUGCUCUGUAGCUCCCCAGGAAGGUUCCUCCUACCCAAAAAAAAAAAAAAAAAAAAAAAAAAAAAGGGGGGGUAGGAGGGAGCAAGCGUUGGUUUAAGGACACAGAGAAAGGGUGGAGGGGGGCAGGAUGGAGCCCAGCAGCAGGGCUGUGAUGCUAUCAGCCCAUGUAAGCAGCUUAGAGCUGGGCUGCCAGGGCUGGGGAAGAUCAGAUCAAGGCUCCCCCCGUGCCUGCAGAGCUGAUCCCAAACCUCACUGCUGCUCGGGGGGGGGUUGGCUUUUAUUGUGUGGGGGGGAGGUGGCUGGGCAGCUGCUCUGCUCAUGCAUCCACAGUGGGAGGGGGGGGUGGGGAAGGCUUUAUGUGCUUGUAGGGUGUCAAAUGCUUCUACAGCUCUCCAAAAAGCUGGGGGGGAAAAAAAAAAAAAAGGACUUUCCCCUUUUCUUUGGAGUCUGGGGGCUUCAGAGGAGUGGGGUUGGGACCCUCUCGUGUGGGCUCCACCACCACGGCUUCCCGGAUCCAAGGGAAUCUUUUCCUGGGUGUGAGAACCUUUGUGCCCUUCUGGUGAUCUC